AUGCUUGUUCAUUAUCUUCUCCAUUAUUUCCUUCUUGGAAUACUACUUUCCAAGACUGUGUCUGCAUUUUCACUAAAGUCGCAACCAGAAUACAUAUAUGCAAAAGUUUUGUACGUCACCAAUAAAGAUGAAAUACAGAAUACGGACAUUGACGAGCAAAGAACAUACUCUGGUGGUGACGUUGUAAAGACCAUCGGUAAUUCAGCUCCUGUGUCAAGAUCAGGGAAUACGGGCGUGCUAAUACCCGUCUCUGGUCUCUGCAGCACUAUAACAGUGAAAGACCCAUACGACGUUGAUUUGAUGGCCAUCUUCGAAUCCGAUUCGAAUUGUUCUCUGACCACUCAACUCACCAACCUUAGAAAUGCCCAACCCGCUGUAACUGGUGCAAUAGUUUACAGCCCUCUAGGUUACAUACCCGACGAUCAAUCUGUUCUGUCCGACCAAGUAGAUGUGGCUGCAUAUUAUGUCACUAAAGAUAUAGCUGACGAGUUGAUUAACUUGAGGAAAAGAUUUGCAGACAACUCUUCGUUUAUAGGGGUGCAAUUAGUUGUUGCAUUAUAUCCUAGCUCUGGAAGUAUUUCCAUGAUCUUGGAAGUUACUUUUAUUGGGAUAUUGGUUACCGUUUUCUUUGCGUUUGGACUUUCAUAUCGUUUCCGUGUGAACGAUCCAACGACGACUCCACAAACAACUCUUGGAAAUACUACCCAAAGCGAAAAACUCGACAAAUCCAUACUCGACACGUUUCCCACUCGUAAAUUUGUUGCUGUUGCUGAUGAUGAUGACGCGGAGAACAAGGCUGAUACCAAAUCUCGAGGAAAUGGAGGGAAUGUACAUAAAAUUUAUUUAUCGGAUUCAAGUAGAACAUCAAAUUCUAGCAAUAUCACUGCUCUGCUGGAACAGAGAGAAAACGGGAAAGGAGCAAGGGAGAAUAGAGAUGGGCCUGGAAGCGAGAGUGAAACGGACAUAUCUUUUAGUACGACUGAUCUCUCUAAUUCGAGUGGAGAUUCUAGUGAAUAUCCCAGUGAAAAUUCUAUAUCAGAUAAUCAAGAAAAUGAAAAUUCACGACAGUCCUUACCGCCAAAUACAGAACAACCUGGUUCCACUUUAGACACACUUUCCGCCAGUGAAAAAAUAAUCCAGACCGCAUCUAAUCCAAAGGAGGAGACAACAACAGACAUUGUUGUUCCCUUUAACGAUGAAAAGUCGCAAGUGGAUCCAAAAAAAGAAAGUGAUUCGUCGUAUGUGCCCCAUGUGCAUGUUCAUAUGAUAUCGAACACCACAUGCGCUAUCUGCCUGGAUGAUUUUGUUGAAGGUGAUGAGGUGAGAUGCUUGCCUUGUGAACACGAGUACCACACAGAAUGUAUUGACCCAUGGUUGACAGAAAAAUCUUCAAAGUGUCCACUUUGCAAGUUUGACUGUAGACCUCCAAAGGUCUUGGACGAAUCAGAUAGCACAGCUGACAAUGACCAGUCAUCGUCUGCCUCAUCAUUGUCGCACCAAUAG
Molecule: messenger RNA, 1503 nt
Organism: Paraglomus occultum
Lineage: Eukaryota; Fungi; Glomeromycota; Glomeromycetes; Paraglomerales; Paraglomeraceae
Source: the annotation of a GenBank genome assembly